Acomys russatus (golden spiny mouse) is the source of this 6550-nucleotide messenger RNA. It is a transcript of the gene Pbrm1, whose product is annotated as polybromo 1. Gene Ontology annotation, cellular component: RSC-type complex. Gene Ontology annotation, biological process: chromatin remodeling. NCBI's taxonomy places the organism in Eukaryota, Metazoa, Chordata, Mammalia, Rodentia, Muridae. Gene Ontology annotation, molecular function: chromatin binding; protein binding. The transcript has 34 exons. Bases 365 to 5557 code for a protein of 1730 amino acids. The record is from RefSeq and is a predicted model, not a curated record.
CGGGACAGGCCCAGCAGCCUGGCCGCACCUGCCGGCGGGGACAAAGGCGAACCAGGGCCCAGAAACUCCCCGCUUUGCUCUUUCUCGCCCGUCGCGGGGCGGCUACCAAGCUGUCAACGUUUCCUUUAGUCCCCAGAACUCGUGACAGCUUGCCAGCACUUGGUGUCACAUGUGAGCCUCCCACAUGUGUUCACUCUGCAUCCCAGCUCUGUGAUUGAACUCUGCUCUUACUGACUGGGGGGCACUUGGGCAGGCAUGCUUCAUUCCUGGGAUUGACAGUCAUUUCAUUUCUGAAUAAACUAACUGAAUAAGCACUUACAGAGCCCUACCUUCUCUCCCUGGCUUCACUUGGCCUUCAGACAUAAUGAGGAGAUUGGCUUUUCGAGGCGCUGGUUGUGCUCUGGUAAAGCUGAAGAAAUUGGAUUCCAUGGGUUCUAAGAGAAGAAGAGCUACCUCCCCUUCCAGCAGUGUCAGUGGAGACUUUGAUGACGGGCACCAUUCUGUGCCCACACCAGGCCCAAGCAGGAAAAGGAGAAGACUGUCUAAUCUUCCCACUGUAGACCCUAUUGCUGUGUGCCAUGAACUCUAUAACACCAUCCGAGACUAUAAGGAUGAGCAGGGCCGACUCCUCUGUGAGCUGUUCAUUAGGGCACCAAAGCGGAGAAAUCAGCCAGACUAUUAUGAAGUGGUUUCUCAGCCCAUUGACUUGAUGAAAAUCCAACAGAAACUCAAAAUGGAAGAGUAUGACGACGUGAAUGCACUGACUGCUGACUUCCAGCUGCUUUUUAACAAUGCAAAAGCUUAUUACAAGCCAGACUCCCCUGAAUAUAAAGCUGCCUGUAAACUCUGGGAUUUGUACCUUCGAACAAGAAAUGAGUUUGUUCAAAAAGGAGAAGCAGAUGAUGAAGAUGAUGAUGAAGACGGGCAAGACAAUCAAGGAACAGUGACUGAAGGCUCUUCUCCAAGUUACCUGAAGGAGAUCCUGGAGCAGCUUCUUGAAGCCAUAGUUGUAGCCACAAAUCCUUCAGGACGGCUCAUCAGUGAACUUUUUCAGAAACUGCCUUCCAAAGUGCAAUAUCCAGACUAUUAUGCAAUAAUUAAGGAGCCUAUAGACCUCAAGACCAUUGCUCAGAGGAUACAGAAUGGAAGCUACAAAAGUAUUCACGCAAUGGCCAAAGAUAUAGAUCUUCUAGCAAAAAAUGCCAAAACUUAUAAUGAGCCUGGUUCUCAAGUAUUUAAGGAUGCCAAUUCAAUUAAAAAAAUAUUUUAUAUGAAAAAGGCAGAAGUUGAACAUCAUGAAAUGGCUAAAUCAAGUCUUCGAAUAAGGACUGCAUCAAAUUUGGCUGCAGCCAGGCUGACAGGUUCUUCGCACAGUAAAAGCAGCCUUGGUGAAGAAAGAAAUCCCACUAGCAAGUAUUACCGUAAUAAAAGAGCAGUCCAAGGGGGUCGCUUGUCAGCAAUUACCAUGGCACUUCAGUAUGGCUCAGAAAGUGAAGAGGAUGCUGCUUUAGCUGCUGCACGUUAUGAAGAAGGGGAAUCUGAAGCAGAGAGCAUCACAUCCUUUAUGGAUGUCUCAAAUCCUUUCCAUCAGCUUUAUGACACAGUUAGGAGCUGCCGGAAUAACCAAGGGCAGCUAAUAGCUGAACCUUUUUUCCAUUUGCCUUCAAAGAAAAAAUACCCAGAUUAUUAUCAGCAAAUUAAAAUGCCCAUAUCACUUCAGCAGAUCAGAACAAAGCUAAAGAACCAAGAAUAUGAAACUUUAGAUCAUUUGGAGUGCGAUCUGAAUUUAAUGUUUGAAAAUGCCAAACGCUAUAAUGUUCCCAAUUCAGCCAUCUAUAAGCGAGUUCUAAAAUUGCAGCAAGUCAUGCAGGCAAAGAAGAAAGAGCUUGCCAGGAGAGAUGACAUUGAGGAUGGAGACAGCAUGAUCUCUUCAGCCACUUCUGAUACUGGUAGUGCCAAAAGAAAAAGGAAUACUCAUGACAGUGAAAUGUUGUGUCUCAGGAGGCUAUCCAGUAAAAAGAACAUAAGAAAACAGCGAAUGAAAAUUUUAUUCAAUGUUGUUCUUGAAGCUCGAGAGCCAGGGUCAGGCAGAAGACUUUGUGAUCUAUUUAUGGUUAAGCCAUCCAAGAAGGACUAUCCUGACUACUAUAAAAUCAUCUUAGAGCCAAUGGACCUGAAAAUAAUUGAGCAUAACAUCCGAAACGACAAAUAUGCAGGUGAAGAAGGGAUGAUGGAAGACAUGAAACUCAUGUUCCGCAAUGCCAGGCACUACAAUGAGGAGGGCUCCCAGGUAUACAAUGAUGCCCAUAUCCUGGAGAAGUUACUUAAAGAUAAAAGGAAAGAGCUAGGACCACUACCCGAUGAUGACGACAUGGCUUCUCCCAAACUGAAGCUGAGUAGAAAGAGUGGUGUUUCUCCUAAGAAGUCAAAGUACAUGACCCCAAUGCAGCAGAGACUAAAUGAAGUGUACGAAGCGGUAAAGAACUACACCGACAAGAGGGGUCGCCGCCUGAGUGCUAUAUUCCUGAGACUCCCCUCGAGGUCAGAGCUGCCUGACUACUAUCUGACCAUUAAAAAGCCCAUGGACAUGGAAAAAAUUCGAAGUCACAUGAUGGCAAACAAGUACCAAGAUAUAGAUUCUAUGGUAGAGGACUUUGUCAUGAUGUUUAAUAACGCCUGUACCUACAAUGAACCAGAGUCUUUGAUCUACAAAGAUGCCCUUGUCCUACAUAAAGUCCUCCUCGAAACUCGGAGAGACCUGGAGGGAGAUGAGGAUUCUCAUGUCCCAAAUGUGACUUUGCUGAUCCAAGAACUUAUCCAUAAUCUUUUUGUGUCAGUCAUGAGUCAUCAGGAUGAUGAAGGAAGAUGUUACAGUGACUCCUUAGCAGAAAUUCCUGCUGUGGAUCCAAACUUUCCCAACAAACCUCCCCUGACAUUUGACAUUAUUAGGAAGAAUGUUGAAAGUAAUCGCUAUCGGCGACUUGAUCUAUUUCAGGAGCAUAUGUUUGAAGUAUUGGAAAGGGCAAGGAGGAUGAAUCGGACAGAUUCCGAAAUAUAUGAGGAUGCAGUAGAACUUCAGCAGUUUUUUAUUAGAAUUCGUGAUGAACUCUGCAAAAAUGGAGAGAUCCUUCUUUCUCCAGCACUCAGCUAUACCACCAAACAUUUGCAUAAUGAUGUGGAAAAAGAAAAAAAGGAAAAGUUACCUAAAGAAAUAGAAGAAGAUAAACUAAAACGGGAAGAAGAAAAAAGAGAAGCUGAAAAAAGUGAAGACUCCUCAGGUACUGCAGGCCUGUCAGGCUUACAUCGUACAUACAGCCAGGACUGCAGCUUUAAGAACAGCAUGUAUCAUGUUGGAGAUUAUGUCUAUGUUGAACCUGCAGAGGCCAAUCUACAACCACACAUCGUCUGUAUUGAGAGACUGUGGGAGGAUUCAGCUGGUGAAAAAUGGUUGUAUGGCUGUUGGUUUUAUCGGCCAAAUGAAACAUUCCAUUUGGCUACACGAAAAUUUCUAGAAAAAGAAGUUUUUAAAAGUGACUACUACAAUAAAGUUCCUGUUAGUAAAAUUCUAGGCAAAUGUGUAGUCAUGUUUGUCAAGGAAUACUUCAAAUUAUGCCCAGAAAACUUUCGAGAUGAGGAUGUUUUUGUCUGUGAAUCGAGAUAUUCUGCCAAAACCAAGUCUUUUAAGAAAAUUAAACUCUGGACAAUGCCCAUCAGCUCAGUUAGGUUUGUCCCUCGAGAUGUGCCCUUGCCUGUGGUCCGAGUGGCCUCUGUAUUUGCAAAUGCAGAUAAAGGGGAUGAUGCGAAGAACACAGACAACUCAGAGGACAGUCGAGCUGAAGACAGUUUUAACUUGGAAAAGGAGAAAGAAGAUGUUCCUGUGGAGAUGUCCAAUGGUGAACCAGGUUGCCACUACUUUGAGCAGCUUCAUUACAAUGACAUGUGGCUGAAGGUUGGCGACUGUGUCUUCAUCAAGUCCCAUGGCUUGGUGCGCCCUCGAGUGGGCAGAAUUGAAAAAGUAUGGGUCCGAGAUGGAGCUGCAUAUUUUUAUGGCCCCAUCUUCAUUCACCCAGAAGAAACAGAACAUGAACCCACAAAAAUGUUCUACAAAAAAGAAGUGUUUCUGAGCAAUCUGGAAGAAACCUGCCCCAUGAGUUGUAUUCUAGGAAAAUGUGCUGUGUUGUCAUUCAAGGACUUCCUCUCCUGCAGGCCAACUGAAAUACCAGAAAAUGACAUUCUGCUUUGUGAGAGUCGCUAUAAUGAGAGUGACAAGCAGAUGAAGAAAUUCAAGGGGUUGAAGAGGUUUUCACUAUCUGCUAAAGUUGUAGAUGAUGAAAUUUAUUACUUCAGAAAACCGAUCAUUCCUCAGAAGGAGCCCUCACCUUUGUUGGAAAAGAAGAUACAAUUGCUAGAAGCUAAAUUUGCGGAAUUGGAAGGUGGAGAUGAUGAUAUUGAAGAGAUGGGAGAAGAGGAUAGUGAGGUCAUUGAACCUCCAUCUCUACCUCAGCUUCAAACACCCCUGGCCAGUGAGCUGGAGCUCAUGCCCUACACACCCCCACAGCUUUCUGUCUUACAGUCUACCCCAAAGUCUGCCAAAGGCAGUGCAAAAAAGGAAGGUUCUAAACGAAAAAUCAACAUGAGUGGCUACAUUCUGUUCAGCAGUGAAAUGAGAGCUGUGAUUAAAGCCCAGCACCCAGACUACUCUUUUGGGGAACUCAGCAGACUGGUGGGGACAGAAUGGCGAAACCUUGAGACAGCCAAGAAAGCAGAGUAUGAAGAGCGGGCAGCUAAAGUUGCUGAGCAGCAGGAGAGAGAGCGAGCAGCACAGCAACAGCAGCCGAGUGCUUCUCCCCGAGCAGGCACCCCUGUGGGGGCUCUCAUGGGGGUGGUGCCACCACCAACACCAAUGGGGAUGCUCAAUCAGCAGUUGACACCUGUUGCAGGCAUGAUGGGUGGCUAUCCGCCAGGCCUUCCACCUUUGCAGGGCCCAGUUGAUGGCCUUGUUAGCAUGGGCAGCAUGCAGCCACUUCACCCUGGGGGGCCUCCACCUCACCAUCUUCCGCCAGGUGUGCCUGGCCUCCCAGGCAUCCCACCACCGGGUGUGAUGAAUCAAGGAGUAGCCCCCAUGGUAGGGACUACAGCACCAGGUGGAAGUCCAUACGGACAACAGGUAGGAGUUUUGGGACCUCCAGGGCAGCAGGCACCGCCUCCAUAUCCUGGUCCUCAUCCAACUGGCCCCCCUGUCAUACAGCAGCCAACAACACCCAUGUUUGUGGCUCCCCCACCAAAGACCCAAAGGCUUCUUCACUCAGAGGCCUACCUGAAAUACAUUGAAGGACUCAGUGCUGAAUCCAACAGCAUUAGCAAGUGGGACCAAACUCUGGCAGCUCGAAGACGGGAUGUCCAUUUGUCAAAAGAACAGGAAAGCCGCCUACCUUCUCACUGGCUCAAAAGUAAAGGGGCACACACCACCAUGGCAGACGCUCUCUGGCGCCUGCGGGAUUUAAUGCUUCGAGACACUCUAAACAUUCGACAAGCAUACAACCUAGAAAAUGUUUAAUCACAUCACUGUGUUUCUUCUUUAGAAGCGAAGAGUUGUGGAAUGGUAGCCAUUUUAGUUACUGGGGGGUGGGAGGGAGGAACAAAGGAUGAUGUUUUUAUUGCAUUUUACUGUACAUCACAAGGCCAUUUUUAUAUAAGGACACUUUUAAUAAGCUAUUUCAAUUUGGUUUUGUUAUAUUAAGUUGACUCUCAAAUACACAAAGUUUUUUUUGCAUAUGUUUCCUUUGUUUAAAACCAGUUUCAUAAUUGGUUAUAUAUAGUCAUAGUUCUAUCUUUACUUGUUAAGGGACUUAAAUCAUCAAAGGUUUUGGCGUGGGGCUUUGGUUUCCUUUUUUAUAAAUAUAUAUAUUAUAUUACAUAUAUAUAUAUACACUAUACACACACACACGAAAAAAAAUGAAAAGCGUUUACAAAUAUAAGUUGACAAUGAAAUGUGAAGUUGGUCCUAGUUUACAUCUUAGAGGAAUGUAUAUGUAUGUUUCACAUGCCUGAAUAUCUGCAGGUUUUCCUACAGGUAAACUGAAGUGCUUUGAUGUAUGACAGACGAGACACAUUUGCUGUGUUAACAGAGGCUUACAAUAGAAAUCUAAGUCAAUGCUACGUAUCCAUCCACAGCUAGUGUAACUGAAAGAAAAAUUAGCUCUGUGGUGAGCUAGAUAUCUGUAUUGUCAUUGGUUUCCACACACCAUGUACUCAGAUUCGAGUUAGACUUAGUUUUGGAAGGUAAGUUUAAAGGUACUUCUGACUUGUUUAUGAUUCAGUUUAUGCCCUCAUGUUAGAGUUACAUGAUUUGAAACUUUACAUCUGUUAGCUUGAAAACAUUGAAGAAAGUGCUCAAGUAUGCAUGAAGAUGGUUUCUUUGAAGCGUAAUACCUAACCUAAGAGAAUGUGACAGACACAAGCUGUGUCUUCUGUGCAAGGGUGGACUGCCUACAUACACAGAUGUUUUGGAUUCUUUGUUUCCUUGUUACCAGUUGUGGGUUUUGUUUGU